Molecule: messenger RNA, 4497 nt
Organism: Stegodyphus dumicola
Lineage: Eukaryota; Metazoa; Arthropoda; Arachnida; Araneae; Eresidae
Product: transient receptor potential cation channel subfamily M member 3-like
Biological process (GO): calcium ion transmembrane transport
Cellular component (GO): plasma membrane
Molecular function (GO): ligand-gated calcium channel activity
Source: RefSeq, a predicted model, not a curated record
CUUAUUAGGUCACCUGUAAUUUGAAUUGAGAACUUCCGGGCACAUUGCUACCAGCAUGUUUUCAUUCAUGGAGCAUUCGCAAGCUGUCAGCUUGCUCGGGAAAGACAUGGAAUACUUUUCGUAGCAAUAAAGCAUAAAGAAGAAUGGAGAUGGAUCUAGAGAAUAUACCGCCAUAGAAAUAAAGCUUUCCAAACAAUAAAGAUGUGCGACUGUCUGUGCUUGGAUAACGGAAAGGACAGCGAUAUAGAGGAUGGAGACAUCAUCAAAAAGAAUUCAGAGAAUCUCUGGAAACUGGGACGAUAUUCUUCCAUGACUGAGAUACAUCCCCACCUGUUCCAGUUCCUAGCAGAAAAUUUCACACGGAAAGAAUGCACUAACUUUGAACCCGGUCCUCAACAGCCGAAUUGUGUUUGUGGGGGUACUUUCAAGGAACAUAAAUCCAGAGCUGUAUUUGAAAGCGUUCUACCAGGAACAGUAGACCGACGCAAAGUUCUUCCCGCAAACGAAGGGCCAAGGAUUAAAAGUUAUCCAACAAAUGCUUAUGGAAACAUAGAGUUUCAAAUGGAUGGCUUUGGACUCUUAAAACCAGCGAAAUACAUCAGACUUGCCGACGACAAUUGCCUUGACUCUCUCGUAAACCUGAUGCAAAAUUAUUGGAAAAUGAACGAGCCUAGGCCUCCUCAGUUUAUCAUAUCUGUGAUUGGAAAUACUUCUUCUUUUGUGGAUAAUCAUGAAUGGAAACAGUCUUUUGGCGAUAAUUUAGUUAAAGCGCUACUGACUGCUAAUGCCUGGCUUUUCACAGGAGGACUCAAUUUCGGGCUAGUCAAAGUGGUGGGCGAUGCUGUAAGGAAAAGGCAGUAUCUGGUGUCUAUGAAAGAAAGAAUGAUACAUGGUAUAAAUUGCAUUGGAGUAGCUAAAUGGGGAUGUGUGGAAAAUAAUGAUCUUCUUAUAAAUACCGAUCCCAAGGAAAUGCAUUAUUCGAGAUACAAAGUUAAGCCUCAUCAUAAAUUAGAAAGUGGACGAGCCUAUCUUAAUCCUGGACACACACAUUUCUUAUUUGUGGAUGACGGCACAAAGAGAAUUUGCAAAGGAACGGAAGUAUUUCGGGUGGAGCUUAUGCAUAAGAUUUCAUCCUCAAAAGAGGAAGAAGGUUUAGCUAUUCCAUCAAUACUGUUGGUUCUUGGAGGGGACAUAGAUUCCAUAGAUGAAAUAUUGCUUUGCCUUCAGAAAGAUAUUCCUGUACUUUUAUGUUGUGGAUCGGGAGAUAUAGCUGAUAUUAUAGCAGUGGCAAUUUCGUGUUGCAGUGCAUCUGGUUCGAAAUGUGAAAGAAUGGCAAUGGAAGAGGACAAAGAUUUAAUUAGAAAUAUGCUGAAUGCGUACUUUAAGAAACACACAAAAAACGGUGCAGCAGUGAUUGAGACUAGAAUAAAAGACAUUUACAAAUGUUGCAAGAAAAAACACCUGAUUAGCAUUUUUGAAAUACACGGAAACGAGAGCUUAGAUUUACAUAUUCUUUCAACUGUGAUAAAACAUAAAAGAGGGGCUUCGCUUCGUGAUCAACUUCUGCUAGCGGUAAGUUGGAAUCGACCGGACGUAGCAAAGAAAUUAUUUCCAGAUUGUGGUUCGUGGCCGUUAGAUAUCAUUGAAGAAGCAAUGACUUCAGCACUGAUCACCAAUAAACCAGCUUUUGUGAAACUGCUUUUAAAACGUGGAAUAGUGAUGAGAGAUUAUUUGACUGUUGGACUACUGCGAACUCUGUACAAUGAAUGUUUAUGCGAAAAUGAGGCCGCUCUUGCAGUUUUAAAGGAUUUAACUCAUAAAGACCGUCAUUUCAAUCUGCGAGAUAUUUCCAAUUUCUUGGGUUUUCUCAUGCGUAAGCACAGACAUGAUAUCUAUCAGCAAGAUAUUACAUGUAAAAGAGGAAUCGAAUCCACAGGAAUAUCUGGAGAACAUUUUGAGCAACCCUUCAGAGAGCUCUUCAUUUGGGCUAUAAUCGUUUUAAGGACAGAAAUGGCAUUGUUUUUUUGGAGUGAGACGCAAAAACCUCUUCAAAUGUCUAUUGUUGCGACAGCUUUGUAUUGGCGGCUGAAUAUGUCAUAUGAAAAUGAGGAGAAAUCUAUUUACGUUGAUAAGAAACAGGAGUUUGAAAAAAUUGCUAUUGGUGUUCUGGAAGAAUGUGACAAAAUGGACUGGAAAAAAACUUCUGAAAUUUUAAAUUUCAGAGAUCCAUAUUGGGGCAAUAUGACUUUGCUGGAUAUAGCAAUAUUAGCGUAUGAUAGGGCUCUUAUGUCAACAGAAACGUGUAUUAAACUAACUGAACAGUUGUGGUUCGGAAAGUUAGAAAGCAGCACUGUGUUGAAACUCAGUUUGACAAUAUUCAAUCCUUUACUCAUCGGAAUUGGCUAUUUGAGGUACAGGAAUGAUCCCGAUGCGGAAAGGGAGCCAAAUAUAUUUAAAAAAAUAUACUAUUUCUACUCUUGUCCUGCUAUAAAAAUGAUGGUGCUUUUUUAUUCCUAUCUGUGUUACCUUUUUCUAUUCUCGUAUGUGAUACUUUUUGACUUCCAAGAACACAUUAACUGGCCUGAAAUCAUCCUUCAUGUUUGGGCAUUUAGUUUGAUACUUGACAUUGCAAAAGAGAUCAUUCAACAGCCAAGCGACCCGAAAGACAACAAGUUGAUGGAAUGGCUGCACGGUUACUUUUGGAACAAGUUAGACGUUGUGUGGGUUUUAUUCUUUUUCCUUGGAGUUUCUAUACGGCUCACUUCACAGUUUGUCUUCAUUGGAAACUGGAUAAAACUAGACGAUAUUCAUCUCAUCUACACAUUUAGUUGCAUUCUUAGUUACAUCAGAUUAUACGAAUUUUACAUGACUAUGUCACACAUUGGACCUAAACUCAUAGUUCUUAAGCGAAUGAUAGGAGACCUCAUCGUGUUUUUCCUCAUUGUAGCAGUGUGUAUUUUGUGUUAUGGAAUUGGGAGAGUCGCUCUUUUGCACAGGGAACGGCAACCAUUUUGGAAUGUUUUUACUGAAAUAUUUUCGUUGCCCUACUGGCAUCUCUUUGGAGAGUUAGAUUUGGAUGAAGACUCGGCCGGCAGGUUUCCAAGAUGCGAAACGGACCCUUCUUAUUGCCACCAAAGUCCUCAUGCUUGGAUUGUUCCUAUCCUACUUGGGAUCUAUAUGCUCAUCGGAAAUAUACUGCUCGUCAACAUGCUUAUCGCGGUUUUUACCCAUGUAUUUGACGAAGUGAAUACGAACUCACGGGAAAUAUAUUUAUUUGAAAUUUAUGUUUCUGGAUUGCAAUUUUCACGAAGGUCCAUACUUCCUCCUCCUUUUCUUAUCGUUGAAGAUUUGCUAUAUGGAACCUAUUAUCUGUGCUUAAAGCUGUAUAAGAAAAUGUACUCAAAAUGCUGCUGCUGCUAUGAAGGAGUCAGCGAAAAAUGGAAGAUGCAAAAACGAUUACAUCGGGUAUAUGUGGGCAAUCUUCGACUAUUCGAGAAAGAAGCCAGGGCAAAAUAUCUUAAGAAAGCUAGCAGUCCAGAUGAGCAAAGCCUUGAAGCAGCAAAAAUUGACCAAAGGAUUAGUUACCUGAGAGAUCUGGUGAAAAAAGUUCACUUGUUGCAAUAUGAGCAAAAUGCAAAAUAUAACACGAAAUCAAUGAAAAGAUCCAAAUCUAAAGAAUUUUCUCUCAGAGCAAAAUCACAGAGUACACCAAUUCAUGACGACAGGCCUACAGAAGAUGAAGAUGAUGUGCAAUCUCAUUUAGACUUAGAUGAUUUCAUCUUACAAUGGUCAACAAUAAAAAAGUGCGCAACACAGCAGCAGUUGGCAAGAUCAUGGGUAGAGACAGAUAACAGAUUAAUGCAGAUUGAGAAUUACUUGAAUUACAUCAUCACAAAAUUGGAAAAUAUUGAUCAAGCUGUAAUGAAGAUAAAUGAAGGUGUAAUACCAAUUUAAUUGUCAGUAAAAUUUACCCAAAUCUAAAGCAAACUUAACCUGAAAGCAUUAGGAAAUACAUAACGGCUAAAUUUAUUUUACGGUGACAUGUUUUCGGAAAUGUGUCUUGUGCGAAUACAGUUCCGUACUUCUGCAAAUUUCAUACAUAUCUGUACUUCUGCAAAACUCUGCAUGAUGCUGAUUGAAUAGCUAUGUUAUCUGAUUACUUUUAUUAAAAUUUGUCGAUAUUUUUAUAAAAAAAUCCUCAAACACAAACUGUUACCCAUUCAGGUUUCUUAAAAAAGAAAUGGUAAAAUAAUGAGUCUGAUAUUAGAAUUAUCAUUUUCCUAAAAUGAGCUUUGUAAAGUUUGAAAACAACUGCAAAACCGUUUUUUAAAGGAAAAUAGCAAGGAAUUCACUCUGAAAAGAAAUUAAUUUUUCUCCACUCUAAUUGUCUGCUUAUCGAAACACUACACAAUUUCCAACCAUAAAAAAUUUUCUCUGUGUAAUUUCUAUGUGUCUGUAUUAUUUAUUGAUAUUUUAAUAAAAAUUAUCAUAAAUUAA